AUGAUAGAAGUAACAAAGCAUAUUGAAGAUACUAGGACAAGUACACCGUCUGCGGACGAUGAGAAGCUGUCAAAAGACAACGGUGUCCAGAACACUUCAGAGCACCACCAGAAGCGGCGACGGCGACAAUCUGAACCGAGCAGAUAUGAGCUUCUUUGUGCUCGAUCAUUGCUUUUGUGGCUGAUUGCUAGUGGAGGAACGGGGCUCACUGUUGGAAUUAUCUUGGUCAUUACAUGGGUUGCCCAGCCCAAGGCGAUGAGAUCAACCCAGUCUCACAACUUCAUCUCGAUAAGCCCUCCUAAUGCAUCAAGCUCUACGGCUGAUGCAUACCUCAACAGCUACUCAAACUCUGUGAUUCCCGUACCUGUUCAUUCGCACAAUGACUACUGGCGGCCGUAUCCGCUCUACUCAGCCCUAGCAGCUGGUUGCACCAGCGUUGAGGCAGACGUCUGGCUGAGCCCGGAUACCAGCGAUCUCUACGUUGGCCAUCACCGUUCAGCAUUAGUGCCUGGCAGGACUUUGCAAUCACUCUAUCUGAAUCCUUUAAAAGAGAUUCUCGACAAGUUAAAUCCGACCAAUAUAUCCGACUUAGCCAACAACCCCAACGGAGUUUUCCAAACGGCACCUGACACGACCUUGAUUCUGCUCAUUGAUAUCAAAGGAAACGCAUCGCAGAUAUGGCCAAUUGUUAACAAGCAGCUAGAACCACUGCGCCAGAAGGGCUACCUUUCAACACUUGAGUACAACAGCAGCACGUCUAACGCAACAUUGACACCAACAUUCCAGCGGCGUCCUAUCACGGUUGUGGCCUCUGGCAAUAUCGGCAAGUCGAACAUCACUGGAGUCGGUUGUGAGGCUUUGGCCAUAUAUAAAGAAACAUUCCUUGAUGCCCCCAUCGAUGCUCUUGUUGAAAAAUCGAACUUUGGGAUACUGCCGGGCUGUCAGGUGGACUCCUUUCUAGGUCAACCUCUUGCCAAAUUUUACACUGCAUCAGCGCCGUUCAUGCGUUCAUUCAAAAUGCUGAACUCUGGACUUACCAACGGUCAAAAGAGCACGAUUCGGGCAAGCUUGCAAGCGGCGGCAGCAAAGAAUUUAACGUCUAGAUACUGGUCGCUUCCGUCGUGGCCGAUUUCUCGACGGGAUUACAUCUGGCAAUUCUUAGUUGACGAAGGCAUUGGCUUAUUAAAUGCAGACGAUAUUGAGAGUGCUACGCGCCUGGAAUGGAACAAAGCAUAUAAGGCAGAACUCAUUUGGAUUGGAAUUUCCUCGGCUUAUAUAUUCGUUGCGUCAUUAGUGUUUGCCUAUCUGUACGACCGAUCGAAUACGUCAAAGUCAUCAAAAAAGGCGCUUGCAGAGUCAGCAUGA
Messenger RNA from Pochonia chlamydosporia 170, 1365 nucleotides. Its product is annotated as Phospholipase C, phosphatidylinositol-specific, X domain protein. Lineage: Eukaryota; Fungi; Ascomycota; Sordariomycetes; Hypocreales; Clavicipitaceae. The record is from RefSeq and is a predicted model, not a curated record. Gene Ontology annotation, biological process: lipid metabolic process. Bases 1 to 1365 code for a protein of 454 amino acids. The transcript has 2 exons. Gene Ontology annotation, molecular function: phosphoric diester hydrolase activity.